Molecule: messenger RNA, 639 nt
Organism: Pongo pygmaeus (Bornean orangutan)
Lineage: Eukaryota; Metazoa; Chordata; Mammalia; Primates; Hominidae
Product: mitochondrial protein C2orf69-like
Exons: 1
Coding region: 138-491 (117 amino acids)
Cellular component (GO): mitochondrion
Source: RefSeq, a predicted model, not a curated record
CCCACCCUCCACCUCCAAAGAGCUCGAGUCUUUGCGGUCGCGGCGGCUGCUGCUCCUGCUGCCUCAGGUUGGAAUUGGAGAUGCCUUGUCUUACUCUCAGGACAGAACCAUGAAACCAGCAGCACCGGCGGUCCACGAUGCUCCCAAUCCGCCGACGGGCGCCGCCUCAGAGCCUGCCACUGUCCGCCAUCCCCGGAGCCGACGUGCAACGCAGCGCGGAGUUGCUCCUGUUUGCGGCGAUCAGAGGGAUACUGGAGCGGCGGCACAUCUCCGGGAGUGGGCGAAGGAAGAGCCGCAGCCGCCAGGCCCUCUUUUUCCCCGGAAAUGUGCAGGAUUACCAUGAAAUUAUGACUCGUCAUCCUGCGAAUUACCAGUGGGAAAAUUGGAGUCUAGAAAAUGUUGCCACAGUUUUAGCUCACCGGUUCCCCAAUAGUUAUGUUUGGGUAAUAAAAGUGCUCCCGAAUGCAUUUGCACAAAUUCAGCUGCCAUGAUAGUUUUCUGAAAAGUAACAUGUUUGGUUUCCAAAAACACAAUACUGACUCUGGAGCUUUUAAGCACUUUUAUAUUUUAUUGAUGCUUUUAAGUCAGAAUAGUUUAUUAAAUAAAAAUUUGAGUGAUUGGAAUAAGGACGCCACAGGA